AUUUAAUUGGCGUAAACUAUACUAUCUCAACGAAACAACAGAAAUUGUAAAAAAUCUACCUCACUAGACCUACAUUUAAAUAUACGAGAUAUGAAUUAAUGUGUUUUAUUAAUAAAAUUCUAUAAAAUGCUAUAAUUUCUGUGAUCAAUUGACAGAAGUGCCAAGUAAGUACUUCAGUAAAUAUGGGCGUAAAAGGUCUAUGGGCUGUCUUGACGCCAUACAGUGAAAAGAAGGCCCUUCAUGAAAUUUGUGGUGAAACUGUUGCUAUAGACUUAUCUGGAUGGGUGUGUGACAGCCAAAAUGUUACUGAUUAUCAUGUUCAGCCAAAAUUAUAUUUAAGGAAUUUGUUCUUCAGAACCAUUUACCUCUUACUCGCAGAUAUCAAUCCCAUAUUUGUGUUGGAGGGUGAUGCACCUGAGCUUAAAAGGGAUGUCAUGGCAGCUCGUAAUGCUAUGCAAUUCCGUGGUGCUGCUCCUAAGAGCGACAAUGUAUCCAAUAAACGUCCAGAUGUUAGUAGAAAAAGAUUUAAAAAUGUUUUAAAGGAGUGUGAAGCUUUGCUGAGCUGCAUGGGGGUGCAAUGUAUUAAGGGACGAGGAGAGGCAGAAGCAACAUGCGCACAAUUAAAUGCUCAAGGUUUGGUAGAUGCUGUUGUGUCCCAGGAUUCUGAUUGUUUUGCGUAUGGUGCUCGCUGUGUUUACCGCAACUUCAGCGUGUCCAGCGCGGCUGGCGGUGGUUCAUUGCAGGGCUCCGUCGAUUGUUACGAUGCCGACAAAAUGUUUCAAAGUAAUGGAUUCGGACGUAACAAGAUGGUUGCUUUGGCUCUAUUGUGUGGUUGCGAUUAUGUAUUGGGUGCAUGUGGAUCGUCGAUAAAUACAGCUGUCUCCUUCUUACACACUGUUCCUGAAAGUGACAUUAUUCCCAGAUUGUUGUCCUGGGUGACGGACACGACGGAGUACGAGGAGCGCGCGCGCUGGGCAUCUGCGACGGGUUACUGCGAUCGCUGCGGUCACGUGGGACGUACGCAUUCACGCAACGGCUGCCCCGUCUGCGUCACACAUAAAGGCUGCAACGACAAUGGACACAAGUCUAAAGUGUCUGAAGUCAAACGAGAACUCUCCUUAAGAUCACGCGCGUUGACUUGCGGAAUGCCGUUCCCCGAGCCUAAAGUAAUGCAGGAGUUUUUGAACACAAGCCCGGAGAAUAUAGAUAUUGAUCGUUUGAAAAAUCCCACACCAAGUCUGAUUAAGUUUGUGAAAUUGAUGUCUACUAAAUUAGAUUGGUCAGAAAGGUACUGCGUUGAAAAGUUUUUGCCUUUGCUGACCAAGUGGCAUUUUCAGGAUUAUGUCCCUUGCAGAACCAUCAAACCAAUAGAAAUAAAGAAAAAAAGGAAUCCUAGAGGUGUACCUAGUUACGUGGUGCUGUGGGGUGAUACUGAUGGCCAAUAUGAGGCAUUGAUACCAGAUGACCAAUUUGAAGAGGACGAAGACCCGUUAUUACCAUGGACAUCGACAGAACGGCAAGAUCUGAUGCGACAAUAUUACUCGGAGGUGGUGGAAUCCUAUGAGGAUUCCAUUAAAAAACCACCAAAAGUUAAAAAGGCUAGAGCCAAAAAGAAAGACAAAGACGACAAUGAAAAACCAAAACGCAAAUACAAUAAAAAGGUGAAAAAACUUAUAGAUACAGACAUCAUAAAUCUUAGCGAUGCAAUGAAAAGUCUGAAUGUUUCCACUAAGGUUCCUGAACUUAAUUCUAGUAAGACUAAUGUUAGCGUGAGCGUAAAUAAGCUGAAAAGGAAAUUAAAAACAAACACAAAGAAAGGUCAAAAAACUAUUGAUAGUUUUAUAACCACCAAGAAACGCAAGUCUAUCAAAAAGGCAAUGCACUCCUUGAGACGUAGCCUUGAUAAUAUGUCUUUAAUAACCAAACCCAAUGAAUUUGAAUGUCAUGAAAAUAUAAACGAAAAAGAAAAUAGAAACGAAACGAAGAAUUUGUUAAAUUUAUCGAAUUUGAGCACAGAUAAUAUACAGGAGAGUGAUCUCUCUGAUUUAAUAGAUAACAUUGUUACACGAUCACCCAUAACUAAGACUGCUACUGUGGAUAAUAAUCUAGUAAAACUAAUAUUCAAUACUAAAUAUUCAACACCCAAAAAGCCCAUUAGAAAGAGUAUGUUAAAAGAGAUUCAUAAUAACUGCUCGACGCCUAAAGAUAGCCCUAUAAGAAGAAGCAGUAUUACACGCAAUCCAAAUAAUUUUAAUAUUGUUAUACAUUCAGAUAUAAACACUAGUUACUUCUUUGAUAAAUUUACUGACGAACGUGACGCGUUCGAAAUAUCAAUGGAAUAUAAACAUAAAAGUGCUAUUAUGUGUCUAGACUGUGAUCAGACUAUCGACUACAGUUUACCUGAUGUAUGUUUGUAAAGAUUUCAUAAAAUAAAGCGAGUAUUUA
This is a messenger RNA of Achroia grisella, 2445 nucleotides long. RefSeq names its product flap endonuclease GEN (gene Gen). Gene Ontology annotation, molecular function: four-way junction DNA binding; 5'-flap endonuclease activity. The transcript has 12 exons. Bases 183 to 2417 code for a protein of 744 amino acids. The record is from RefSeq and is a predicted model, not a curated record. Lineage: Eukaryota; Metazoa; Arthropoda; Insecta; Lepidoptera; Pyralidae.